Messenger RNA from Coturnix japonica (Japanese quail), 703 nucleotides. The record is from RefSeq and is a predicted model, not a curated record. NCBI's taxonomy places the organism in Eukaryota, Metazoa, Chordata, Aves, Galliformes, Phasianidae.
CAAUGGCACUCUAUGGGGUCCAACGACACUCUAUGGGUUCCAAUGACACCCUAUGGGUUCCAAUGGCUCCCUAUGGGGUUCCAUUGACCCCCUAUGUGUCUCUAUGGGUUCCAAUGGCUCCCUAUGGGUUCCACUGACCCCUAUGUGUCCCUAUGGGUCCCAGACCCAUACGUGAAGGCGUCUCUGAUGGCUGAGGGCCGUCGCUUGAAGAAGAGGAAGACGUCGAUCAAGAAGAACACGUUGAACCCCAGCUACAACGAGGCCCUGGUGUUCGACGUGCCCCACGAGAGCGUCAACCACGUCAGCAUCACCAUCGCCGUCAUGGACUAUGACUGUAUAGGGCACAAUGAGGUGAUGGGGCUGUAUAUGGGAUAUGGGGCUGUAUAUGGGAUAUAUGGCUGUGUAUGGUCUAUGGGGCACUAUGGGGCGCUAUGGGGCGCUAUGGGGUGCUCUCCGUAUAGGGCACAAUGAGGUGAUGGGGCUGUAUAUGGGAUAUGGGGCUGUAUAUGGGAUAUAGGGCUGUAUAUGGGAUAUAUGGCUGUGUAUGGUCUAUGGGGCGCUAUGGGGCGCUAUGGGGCGCUAUGGGGUGCUCUCAGUAUAGGGCACAAUGAGGUGAUGGGGCUGUCUAUGGGAUAUGGGGCUGUCUAUGGGAUAUGGGGCUGUAUAUGGGAUAUAUGGCUGUGUAUGGUCUAUGGGGCUGUGU